AUGGCACCAUUGAACCUGAACACGGUCCUGAGACCUCCCCACGUCACAUUUGACCUCCCUGGUCCCUACCACCGCCACUCCCUCCGAUCAGUCCUGGACUUCUUCACUACCGCCGACCGGGACAAUGUCUUCAGCCACAAUUCCCACAGCGGCAAACAGCACAGACAACAUAGCCACAACCAACUUUCUGGUCAUGCCCGGGUCCGCCCAUUAAUUUUCGACUCUGCACACGUCAUCUUCCCGAGCUUUGCCGUCAGAGAAACUACUCAGGCAUAUUUUCUCGAAGGCGAAUUCCCGGGAAACCAUGAUCCGAGUGAUAUCAGGAUCGGAAGAUUAGGGUCACAGGGUAUAUUGGUUGAGGCGAGGAGUACUGAGGAAGUGGAUCUUGCUUGGGAAGGUGGGGGCUCAUUUUUCGAAGGCCUCGCACCCCUGAGUUCCGAAUUUCCCACGCAUGAGGGAAAGGAGAGGCGACUCGAAGAAGGUCGCAUCACCAAGGGGAAAGAGAAAAAGUACGGACACAGGAAGGACAGUACCUCAACUCCUACAGAUGGGUCUUUCGGGCCAGCAUCAACUCAAAGCAUCAUUUGCACUGCCUUAGCGGAGCCCUUUCUCAAUAGGCUCACUGGCCGUGACGCCGCUCGCGAUGAGACAACCAGCACGUCUCGCCUCCAUUCUCCAGACGAACAUCUUUCCGUCUCACCCUACUCUCUGAAAGGCAUACCGGCCGCCUUCUCCGCAGUUUCACAUUUCUCCGACCGGUUGACUGUAACAGCUCAAAAGCUCGUCUGA
Cladophialophora yegresii CBS 114405 is the source of this 789-nucleotide messenger RNA. RefSeq lists its product as uncharacterized. Bases 1 to 789 code for a protein of 262 amino acids. The transcript has a single exon. The record is from RefSeq and is a predicted model, not a curated record. NCBI's taxonomy places the organism in Eukaryota, Fungi, Ascomycota, Eurotiomycetes, Chaetothyriales, Herpotrichiellaceae.